Aspergillus chevalieri is the source of this 666-nucleotide messenger RNA. RefSeq lists its product as uncharacterized. The transcript has a single exon. The record is from RefSeq and is a predicted model, not a curated record. Bases 1 to 666 code for a protein of 221 amino acids. Lineage: Eukaryota; Fungi; Ascomycota; Eurotiomycetes; Eurotiales; Aspergillaceae.
AUGACGAAGGCAUGCAGGCAACGACAGAACGUUAGGCCUCAGCAACAACGAAACGAUAAUAAGCAACUGCACGCUACCCAGGAGAGAGGAGCGUAUGACACCACAGGAAUUGUGAACCCUGAACUCAGAGCAACGAAUGAUUCUGGAUGGCACAUGCAAGAGGCUUCGGAUGAGCAUGGAGGACCAUGGAGAUCCAGAACUAUGAUUGUACCCAACCUAAGCCCAUUGAGGAGGUUGAUGGAAGAACAGACGACCCUCACGACAGAGGAAAUUGAUGAGAUCAUGAGUUCAAGUGAAGAAGAAUAUUGGCCCAAUGAACGGAUGGUGGGAUCCGACAGCGGAAGCGACAAAGCCCAUAUAAGGACGGAUGGGUCCAAAAAAGCCAUCAACGAGCCAGUUCAUGAGAAAUCACUCGGCGAACUGCCCAACCAAGAUUGGUCAGUUAAUGAUUUCCUUGACGAAGAGUACGGUACUCAGUGGAAUGGCCACGAUCCCAACGUGGAGGAACUCCAUGAGAUACCUGAGACACCUCAGAACGCAACUCCCAGAAAUGAAGAACAUGAAGAACAGAUUCUGGCAGAAGACAAUGAGGGAUACAUGAAGUCCAGUGUGUAUGGCCCUAUUUCGAAGCAACAGCUAUGGUCCAAGCGAUAUACGGAACAAUGA